AUGUCGAGUGUAAAACUAUACAUAUAUGAUCUUUCGAGAGGGAUGGCAAAGCUCUAUGCACCCAUGCUCCUAGGACAGAAUCUGGAGGGCGUCUGGCAUUCGUCGCUGGUCGUCCACAAUCGUGAAAUUUACUUUGGCCAGGGCAUUUUUUCCGUGCCACCAGGAACAACACACUUAGGGGCACCGCAUAGGGUCAUUGAUCUGGGCGAAACCGAGCUUCCUUUAGACGUGAUUGAAGAGUAUCUUGAGGAGGUCAAGCCUGAGUGGACGGCAGAUCGGUACCAUCUGUUUCUGAACAACUGCAACGACUUUAGCGACUCGCUGGCCGAGUUUCUGGUCGGAAAGGGCAUUCCCUCGUACGUUAAAGACGUUGCCAGAACCGUAGCGGGUACACCGUUCGGCCAAAUGCUGAUGACCCAACUCACCGCGGGCGGAUCGUCAGGGGCCGAAUUCGGAGCAAUAUAG
Molecule: messenger RNA, 465 nt
Organism: Wickerhamiella sorbophila
Lineage: Eukaryota; Fungi; Ascomycota; Dipodascomycetes; Dipodascales; Trichomonascaceae
Product: Desumoylating isopeptidase 1
Exons: 1
Coding region: 1-465 (154 amino acids)
Biological process (GO): protein modification by small protein removal
Molecular function (GO): peptidase activity
Source: RefSeq, a predicted model, not a curated record